UCAAUUUCACCAACAUCACAACAUGCAAGUAGUACAAACGUGAAGUUCGUGACGUUCGUUGGAGUUAAGAGAGAAGUUAGCCACGCUAUACAAGUAACAUUUUUUUUUAGUUUGUAGUAAGCGAGUUCACGACUGUGUUUAGAUUUGUCGGGUCCUAAAACCUGUGGCAUUCUUCUUGUUAAAAGGUGUCGUCACUGGAUAUUUGUUUAGCUAUCGAAGUGAUAAGUUAAUUUAACGUCGCGGGUAAUCGUAAUAUUUCAUGUUCGGAAGUGAAGUGCAAAUGUUCUAGGUUGGUGAAAUAAUGACGAGCAGUGCUUUUAUCGCUUUGUAGCGAUGUGUGGUUUUAAUACAUUAAGUUGAUUGUGAUUUCAAAAUUCAUGGUGUAUCCAAUAAAAUUAGUGUCAUUUAUAGAGUAUAUUUCGAAUCAUAGGGACCAUAAACGAGCAGACGGAUUCUAUCAUGGUCGUAAAACGUGCUGCGGACAGUGCGGAAUCACCUAUUUUGGAGGAAGCAGGCGAGAGCGGUUCUGAGCAGAAGCCAAAGCCUCUCGUCAAAUAUGGAGAGCUCGUCAUACUUGGAUACAACGGUUACCUACCCGCUGGCGAGCGCGGCCGCCGCCGGAGCAAAUUCGUGCUGUACCGACGGCCGCAGGCUAACGGCGUGCGGCGCUCCAAGCACUACGUAGUCAAGACCCCGCACAGCAGCAAGGCCAUCCUCGACGCCAGCCAGCACUCUAUCUCCUACACGCUGAGCCGCAGCCAGGCGGUCAUCGUCGAGUACACGGAGGAUCCCGACACUGAUAUGUUCCAGAUCGGUAGGUCGUCAGAAUCGCCGAUCGACUUCGUGGUAAUGGACACAGUGGCAGGCGACAAAAGUGGCGACACGAAAGUGCUACAGAGCACUAUAUCGCGGUUCGCGUGUCGCAUCAUCGCCGACAGAGAGGACGUCAACAACUGUCGCAUAUAUGCUGCUGGGUUCGAUUCUUCUAGAAAUAUAUUCCUUGGGGAAAAAGCAACCAAAUGGACAGAGAACCACGAGAUCGACGGUCUGACGACGAACGGCGUUCUCAUGAUGCACCCGCGCGGUGACUUCUGCGGUGGCAGCGCCACCUGCGGCCCGUGGCGCGAGACUUCAGUCGGCGGCGCAGUGUUCUCGCUCAGGGAGAGUCGCUCCGCGCAGCAGAAGGGUCUCCCAUGCCAAUCAGAAAGCAACGUGCUCCGGGACGGGACCAUGAUCGACUUGUGCGGAGCCACGCUGCUAUGGAGGAGCGCCGAGGGACUCAAGAAUUCACCUACAAAACGUGACCUGGAAGCAUUAGUAGACGCAUUGAACGCGGGUCGGCCACAGUGUCCUGUAGGGUUGAACACACUGGUCAUUCCACGCAAGUUGUCUUCAGCUCAACAGGAUCUCAAUCAACCCUACGUGUACCUCAACUGUGGGCAUGUGCAAGGCGAGCACUCGUGGGGCGCGGAGAGCAGCGAGACGGGGCUGCGCAAGUGCCCCAUGUGCAUGACGCCGGGGCUGGUGGUGCGCGUGUGCAUGGGCAUCGAGCCCGCCUUCUACGUGGACGCCGAGCCGCCCACCUACGCCUUCAACCCCUGCGGACACAUGGCCUCCGAGCGCACCGUCAAAUACUGGGCGAGCGUGGACAUCCCGCACGGCACGAACGGCUUCCACGCCAUCUGCCCGUUCUGCGCCGCGCCGCUGCAGGGCACGCCGGGCUACGUGCGCCUCAUCUUCCAGGACAACCUCGACUGAACCUGCACAGGUCCUGCAGCAGGCGUUUUUGAUUAUAAAUAAAAGGGCCUUUUAUUUAAUAAUUAACAAAUAUGAUACGGAGCGGCAGGCAUCGACGUCAGGCCGCGAGGAAGUUAUAUAGAUGAGCGGUCACAGAGGUCAUAAAUAUGUUUACAAUGUACCUAAAGUAAAGACAAUUUUGUACAUGGAGCUGCCAUUUCCUGUCUCUAUCGCACGCACAUAAUUUUAUUGCUGCAAAGACAAUUUGAAAUAGAAGUGGAUUGUUAAAGAAAAUUUUGUGGGCACAGUAAAUUUACUGCCAUCUUUCGAUACAUGAUUAAAACUUUUAGAACGCCGUUUGACUUUGAUCCUUAUUCUUUCACUGAUAUGUGUUAAAUAUCAUAAAGUGGCGCCAUCGGCUAAAGGUUGUGGCGCCUUUGGCCUAUAAUUAGAUGGCGCCACACGCAAUACAAUGGCAUCUUUUUGAUAUUUAACAAAUUUAACACAUAUCAGUAAGAGAAUAAGGAUCAAAGUCAAAUGGCGUUCUAAAAGUUUUAAUCAUUUGUCGAAAUAUGGCAGUGAAUUUAUUGUGGCUACAAAAUUUUCCUUUUAAUUUCCUGUCCCGCCGGUGAUGCUGGCGAGCGGGCGGCUGCGAGCCAUAGAGAUAGGAACCGGCGUUUACACAUAUUUAUGACCUGAGGCCGAGCAAGGUUAUGUGCUCCUCGAUGAGUUGAGAAUGUUUUCAUGAUCUUUAAAUUAUGCACUUAUACCUAAUACGCUGUUUUUUUUAAAUGGAAUCUCACUUUUAUCUUUUUCCAUAUUUCGACAUAGCUGUAACGCAGCUUUACUCAAAUCAGAGACGAGAUGAAUAAAAGACUGUCAAUCUCAAUCAAAUUCUAGUACUCGAUUAUGGGGAAGGUCUUUUGAGGUCUCUACAUACGGUAGAGAGUUAGCGGUCUUUAUUAUUUAAUCGUUUCUGCAAAAACGCUACAUGAAUUAAUGUAAAACUGUGUAAAAUCAAAUGAUUUAAUUUGUUCAAAAUAAAUAUUUAUAAAGUGUGUUACGUUUAUAAAUCGAUGUGUUGAUGGUGUCUGUAUGUUUAAUGUGUCGUCCUUAAGGUACCACUUUGUCAACUGCCAAAAAGGCUUAAAAGAAACAUGCAAUGUGAAAUAGUCCUUACUGGCAUCCGAGAAAGUGCUACUUUUUGCCUGAAAGCGUCACAAAUAGGUAUUAUAAAAUGUUCGGCUAAUGAAGAAUAUUUAUUUGUUAAUGUCAAGAUGUAUGAUAAUAA
Messenger RNA from Cydia pomonella (codling moth), 3028 nucleotides. It is a transcript of the gene Pli, whose product is annotated as protein pellino. Gene Ontology annotation, biological process: regulation of Toll signaling pathway; protein polyubiquitination. Gene Ontology annotation, molecular function: ubiquitin protein ligase activity; protein binding. The record is from RefSeq and is a predicted model, not a curated record. The coding region runs from base 460 to 1758 and encodes 432 amino acids. The transcript has 10 exons. NCBI's taxonomy places the organism in Eukaryota, Metazoa, Arthropoda, Insecta, Lepidoptera, Tortricidae.